This is a messenger RNA of Camelus dromedarius (Arabian camel), 991 nucleotides long. RefSeq names its product olfactory receptor 7A17. Gene Ontology annotation, cellular component: plasma membrane. The record is from RefSeq and is a predicted model, not a curated record. Gene Ontology annotation, biological process: G protein-coupled receptor signaling pathway. Bases 2 to 991 code for a protein of 329 amino acids. NCBI's taxonomy places the organism in Eukaryota, Metazoa, Chordata, Mammalia, Artiodactyla, Camelidae. The transcript has a single exon. Gene Ontology annotation, molecular function: olfactory receptor activity; G protein-coupled receptor activity.
AAUGUCUGUUUGUAUUUUUUAUUGCAUCGUUCAAGACAGUCACACCAGCUAUAUGGAACAAGAAAAUCACACACAGUUUUCAGAAUUUAUUCUCCUCGGACUGUCAGAAGAGGCAGAGAUGCAGCCUCUCCUCUUUUGGCUUUUCCUCUUCAUGUACCUGAUUACUUUUGCUGGAAACCUGCUCAUCAUUCUCACCACCCUCUUUGACUCCCACCUCCACACGCCCAUGUACUUCUUCCUCUCCAACUUGUCUUUUUCAGACAUCUGUUUCACCUCCACCACCAUCCCAAAGAUGCUGCUGAACAUCCACAUCCAGAACAAAAGCAUCACCUACAAAGGCUGCCUCACCCAGAUGUAUUUUUUCAUCCUUUUUGCAGAACUGGACAUUUUCCUCCUCUCUGUGAUGGCCUAUGACCGGUUCGUAGCCAUCUGCCAUCCACUGCACUACACAGCCAUUAUGAACCCCCAUCUCUGUGGCUUGCUCUUGCUGGCAUCUUGGACAUUGAGUGUCCUGGACGCUUUGCUACGUGGUUUACUGGUGUUGCGGCUUUCCUUUUGUACUGACUUGGAGAUCCCCCAUUUCUUCUGUGAAAUCAAUCAGGUUAUCCAACUUGCCUGUUCUGACACUCUCCUCAAUGUCAUAGAGAUGUAUUUUGCCACUGGGCUGUUGGGCAUUAUCCCCCUUUCUGGCAUUAUUGUUUCUUAUUCUCAUAUUUUCUCCUCCAUACUGAGAAUUACAUCAACAAGCGGGAAGUAUAAGGCAUUUUCCACCUGCGGGUCUCAUCUUUCCAUUGUUUCCUUGUGUUAUGGCACAGGUCUUGGGGUGUACCUCAGUUCUGCCGCUACCCAAAAUUCCAGAGCCAGUGCAAUAGCCUCUGUGAUGUACACUGUGGUCACUCCAAUGCUGAAUCCAUUUAUUUACUCUCUAAGGAACAAGGACAUAAAGAGGGCUCUUAAAAGUCUUGUCAGCACUGUCACUUUCAAUGAGUGA